This is a messenger RNA of Nannospalax galili (Upper Galilee mountains blind mole rat), 2106 nucleotides long. RefSeq names its product cholinergic receptor muscarinic 3 (gene Chrm3). The coding region runs from base 142 to 1908 and encodes 588 amino acids. NCBI's taxonomy places the organism in Eukaryota, Metazoa, Chordata, Mammalia, Rodentia, Spalacidae. Gene Ontology annotation, biological process: chemical synaptic transmission; positive regulation of smooth muscle contraction; saliva secretion. Gene Ontology annotation, molecular function: G protein-coupled acetylcholine receptor activity; G protein-coupled serotonin receptor activity. The transcript is spliced from 3 exons. Gene Ontology annotation, cellular component: plasma membrane; synapse; dendrite. The record is from RefSeq and is a predicted model, not a curated record.
UGAGCUGCCCAGCAGACUGUGGACUGACUGAACCGUAUUCCUCUCCAUCAUGAUACACAUGCCUGCAUUCUAACUAGUGGCCAAGCAAAUGACAUUCAGAACUUCAAGUAAGGUACAGUAAGACUAUGUCAGAGAGCCACAAUGACCUUGCAGGGUAACAGCACAACCUCUCCUUUGUUUCCCAACAUCAGCUCUUCCUGGAUACACAGCCCCUCAGAGGCAGGGCUGCCCCCAGGGACGGUCACUCAUUUCGGCAGCUACAACAUUUCACAGGCAGCUGGGAACUUCUCCUCAAAUGACACCUCCAGUGACCCUCUGGGGGGUCACACCAUCUGGCAAGUGGUCUUCAUCGCCCUCUUAACCGGCUUCCUGGCCUUGGUGACCAUCAUUGGCAACAUCCUGGUCAUUGUGGCAUUUAAGGUCAACAAACAGCUGAAGACCGUCAACAACUACUUCCUCCUAAGCCUGGCCUGUGCAGAUCUGAUCAUCGGGGUCAUUUCGAUGAACUUGUUCACUACCUACAUCAUUAUGAACAGAUGGGCACUGGGGAACUUGGCCUGUGACCUCUGGCUUUCCAUUGACUAUGUGGCCUCCAACGCCUCUGUCAUGAACUUGUUGGUUAUCAGCUUUGACAGAUACUUUUCCAUCACGAGGCCACUCACGUACCGAGCCAAGCGAACAACCAAAAGAGCCGGUGUGAUGAUUGGUCUGGCGUGGGUCAUCUCCUUCAUCCUAUGGGCCCCUGCCAUCUUGUUCUGGCAGUACUUUGUAGGCAAGAGAACUGUGCCCCCCGGAGAAUGCUUCAUUCAGUUCCUCAGCGAGCCCACCAUCACCUUCGGCACAGCAAUCGCUGCUUUUUAUAUGCCCGUCACCAUCAUGACUAUUUUAUACUGGAGGAUCUAUAAGGAAACUGAAAAGCGUAGCAAAGAGUUGGCCGGGCUACAGGCCUCUGGGACAGACGCCGAGGCAGAAAACUUUGUCCACCCCACAGGCAGUUCUCGAAGCUGCAGCAGCUAUGAACUUCAGCAGCAAAGCAUGAAACGCUCAUCCAGGAGGAAGUACGGUCGCUGUCACUUCUGGUUCACAACCAAGAGCUGGAAGCCCAGUGCUGAGCAGGUGGACCAAGACCACAGCAGCAGUGACAGCUGGCACAACAACGAUGCAGCUGCCUCCCUGGAAAAUUCCGCCUCCUCUGAUGAGGAGGACAUUGGCUCAGAGACCAGAGCCAUCUACUCCAUUGUGCUCAAGCUCCCGGGUCACAGCAUCCUCAACUCUACCAAGCUGCCCUCCUCAGACAACCUGCAGGUACCCGACGAGGAGCUGGGGACUGUGGAUGUGGAGAAGAAUGCCAAUAAGCUGCAGGCCCAGAAGAGCUUGAGUGACAGUGACAAUUGUCAAAAGGGCUUCUCCAAGCUUCCCAUCCAGUUAGAGUCCGCCGUGGACACAGUCAAGACUGCCGACACCAACUCCUCAGUGGACAAGAACACGGCCACUCUACCUCUGUCCUGCAAGGAAGCCACGUUGGCCAAGAGGUUUGCCCUGAAAACCAGAAGUCAGAUCACCAAGCGGAAGAGGAUGUCCCUCAUCAAGGAGAAGAAGGCUGCCCAGACCCUCAGUGCCAUCUUGCUAGCCUUCAUCAUCACAUGGACACCCUACAACAUCAUGGUCCUAGUGAACACCUUCUGUGACAGCUGUAUACCCAAAACCUAUUGGAACCUGGGCUACUGGCUGUGCUACAUCAACAGCACCGUGAACCCCGUGUGCUAUGCCCUGUGCAACAAAACUUUCAGAACCACAUUCAAGAUGCUUCUCUUAUGCCAAUGUGACAAGAGGAAGAGACGUAAACAACAGUACCAGGAGAGACAGUCAGUCAUUUUCCACAAGCGAGUCCCAGAGCAGGCCUUGUAGAAAGAGGGUUUAUCAAUAGCAGUGACUACACGCACACAUCAGCCCACACAGCCUAACAGGAGUCAGGUGAGGGUGGGGGGCAUUUCCUAGUGGUGAUAAAAAGGGUUUUAUCACCCAGACGGGAGAGAAGCUGCCUGUUUACUGAUCCAUUAAAUAAACGAGUUUUAAUAUAAAAAAGUCAAAUGCCAGUUCAGAAAA